AUGUUGGCCGCAGCAGCAAGCACGCUUGCUCCGCGUUUAAAGCGGAUCACCAUCAGGAAACCCAUCAUAGAAAACAUUGUAUUUAAACUACACUAUCAGAUGACAGUGACGAUGCUCAUAGCCUUUGUGAUUCUCGUCUGCGCUCGGGAAUACUUCGGAGAACACAUCAGAUGUAUGUCAGACAAUGCAAUACCUCAAAGGGUCAUUGAGAAUUACUGCUUCUUCAUGGCUACAUUUACUAUUGUUCGUCACUACAAUGAAAGUCUCCUGGAAGGUGAAUUCCUUCCUCAUCCGGGUGUGGGGCCUAUCUUGGAAUCAGACGAGACGUUAAACCAUACAUAUUACCAGUGGGUGCCGUUCGUGCUCUUUAUACAGGCUAUUUGCUUCUAUAUUCCUCACUCUAUCUGGAAGAAGAAAGAAGGUGGCAGAAUCCAUGCGUUAGUCCAAGGAUUGCAGUACGCAUCACUAGCUCUGGAGAAUGAUGACAUGAAGGUCGGCACCAUGGAUGUGCCUUCUAAAAAAACCAUCAAUGAACGAAUAGAUAUAAUACGAAAAGAUAUUAUUUUGAGGUUAAAAAUAACUCAAACUUGGUCGGUUUGGUUGGUGUCCAUGGAACUGCUCAACUUCCUACACGUGAUGUUCCAAAUAUGGCUGAUCAACAAGUUUUUAAAUGGACACUUCAUUGGGCUAGGCCCUAGAGUGCUGAGUUACCGUGAUUGGGAACACCGGAUAGCUGAUCCACUGGAGACUGUUUUCCCUAAAGUAACGAAAUGCGUGUUUCACAAGUUCGGUCCGAGCGGUUCCAUCCAGCAGCACGACGCUCUCUGUGUAAUGGCGCUGAACAUAAUACACGAGAAGAUUUAUUCCGUGCUGUGGUUCUGGCUUCUCUUCUUGUUCAUUGCAUCUUUUCUCGCGAUCGUUUGGCGAGCUAUUACCUACUUCGCAUACCGUCGGUCUUUGCGUUUCAACCAGGUGUUGUUGAAACGUGCGAACGUGGGCAAGUUUGAACCCAUCAACGUAAUAAGGGUUGUAAACGGAUGCCAAUUUGGUGAUUGGCUGUUUCUAUAUUACUUGGCGAAGAAUAUGGAAGGCAUUAUUUUCCAACAAUUAUUAGUUACGCUCGCAAAAGAGCUUCAGGCCAGUGAGAUCCCUUCCAAUGGCGUUGGAAAUGAAGAACCGGGAGCUGAUGAUCCUGUCCUUAUGGACACCGUAAACUAUGAUGAUGAAACCCUUCCGCUUCAAGAAAAGAAAUCAUCAUAG
Arctia plantaginis is the source of this 1260-nucleotide messenger RNA. The record is from the annotation of a GenBank genome assembly. NCBI's taxonomy places the organism in Eukaryota, Metazoa, Arthropoda, Insecta, Lepidoptera, Erebidae.